This is a messenger RNA of Penicillium pulvis, 4113 nucleotides long. RefSeq names its product mRNA-binding translational repressor SSD1 (gene ssdA). Gene Ontology annotation, molecular function: 3'-5'-RNA exonuclease activity; RNA binding. The coding region runs from base 1 to 4113 and encodes 1370 amino acids. Gene Ontology annotation, biological process: mRNA catabolic process. Gene Ontology annotation, cellular component: exosome (RNase complex); P-body. The transcript is spliced from 5 exons. The record is from RefSeq and is a predicted model, not a curated record. NCBI's taxonomy places the organism in Eukaryota, Fungi, Ascomycota, Eurotiomycetes, Eurotiales, Aspergillaceae.
AUGGAUCAACAAAACCAAUCCGGGGUCCCUGGCCCCGCUGGUCGCAAGCUCCAUAUCGCCCAUCGGAGAAGUCCAUCUGAGCUGACCCCUCUGAUGAUGGAACAACUUGCCAUUCAGCAACAGAUCGAGCUGCUUCAGCAGCAGCAACAGCAAAUCGCUGCUACACACCAACAGUACGUGAACAUGGGCCUGCUCCAACCUCAACAAUUGGGCCAGGUCAACGCAUUCUCUCCCGGUGGUUCCAUGGGUGGUGUCUCGCCUCAGGUCAACGCCUUCCAAUUUCCUCAGCAGCAGAACCCGCAGCAAGGGCAGCAGCAGCUUGGAGUCCCCAUGAACGCACCAAACCAACACUCCCACCGUCGCAACCAAUCUGCCCUACCCGGCCUCGCAAUGGGCCCACCCCCUGCUCCGUCGUCGGGUGCUUCUGGAUACGCCGAUUAUAACCAGCAAGGCCAAAAUAAUCAGAAGAACGAGAACGCCAACCACGGUCGCGGUCGCGGAGGCCCGCCAGGUGGUGGUCACCAGCGUCGCCACUCUCUGGCACUACCUGAAGCGAAAAAGGCUGCUGAGCUUGCGCAACAGAAGAGAACGGCUUCGGGCUUCCAGUUCCCGGCUCCUGCCCCAGGUGCCAGUGGAUCGGAGAACCAGUCGGGAUCUGAUGACAAGCCUCAGCCCAGCACAUCUCCUGCGCCUCAGGGACUUGGUCUCCAACGGGCCGGUAACAUCCGUUCCGGUGGCGGCCAUGGCCGAAGCCAAUCGAUGGCCAUUGGCGGUAGUCGAGGAUCUAUCUCUGGCCGUGGUGCCGGUGGCUUCCAGUUCCCUGCGACCAGCGAUGCUGGUCAACCGGACAAUCAACGCCGAGGCAGUCAGCCUGGCCAUGCCCGCACAGGAUCCCGGAACUUUGACGGCAACUGGCGUCAGCCCAAUAACCAGAACCAGAACCAGGAUCAACAAAAACCAUUCAACCAGCAGCAAGGUAGCGGAUUCCAACCUGGACACCGUUCGCGGCCUUCUAUGAACCAGUCGAUGGGCGCCAUUGGCCAAUUCCAGUACCCUGGUCAACCUCAAUUGAUCCAGUUGCCCCAGGGACAGGUCAUGAUGGCGCCGCCUCAGAUGUUUGGCGGCCAACAGCUGAACCCCCUUCAGCUUGCUCAACUGCAAGCGCUCCAGCAGCAGCAGAAUGGCCAAGGCAUGGGUGGCCUUGGUGCGAGCCAACACGCUCCGCCGCAGCUGUCUGUUCAGCAGCAGCAGCAGCAGCAGCAGCAACGCAAGACUCUUUUCACCCCUUACUUGCCCCAGGCCAACCUGCCUGCCCUUAUCAGCAAUGGUCAAUUGGUGGCUGGUGUUCUCCGUGUUAACAAGAAGAACCGCUCUGAUGCCUAUGUGACCUCCACCGAUCUUGAUGCAGAUAUCUUCAUCUGUGGUAGCAAGGACCGGAACCGUGCUCUGGAGGGUGACUUCGUUGCCAUCGAGCUCCUGGACGUUGACGAGGUUUGGACCCAGAAGAAGGAGAAGGAGGAAAAGAAGAAGCGCAAGGAUAUCACCGAUGCCCGUUCUGGCAGCAACGCUGGCAAUGACAAGUUGGGUCGGUCUGACUCCAACGGCGACAGACAAGAGAUUGGUCCGGACGGAAGCAUCCGUCGCCGUGGCAGUCUUCGCCAGCGACCCACGCAAAAGAAGAACGAUGACGUCGAAGUUGAAGGCCAGAGCCUACUGCUGGUUGAGGAGGAUGAGAUUAGCGAUGAGCAGAAGCCCCUCUACGCUGGACACGUGGUUGCAGUCAUUGAACGCAUUGCUGGUCAGAUGUUCUCUGGAACUCUGGGUCUUCUUCGCCCUAGUAGCCAGGCAACAAAGGAGAAGCAGGAGGCUGAGCGCCAGGCCAGAGAUGGUGCCCAUGGACGUCACCAAGACCGUCACCAGGACAAGCCUAAGAUUGUUUGGUUUAAGCCCACGGAUAAGCGUGUUCCUUUGAUCGCUAUUCCAACUGAGCAGGCCCCGCGAGACUUCGUUGAGAAACACCAAGAUUAUGCCAACCGUAUCUUCGUUGCAUCCAUCAAGCGAUGGCCCAUCACCUCUCUACACCCCUUCGGUACCUUGGUUGAACAGCUCGGUGAGAUGGGUGACUUGCGGGUUGAGACAGAUGCUUUGCUUCGUGACAACAACUUUGGAUCUGAUGAGUUCUCUGACGCUGUCACCAAGAGCAUCGGCUACGAGGAUUGGUCCGUUGCUAAUGAGGGUGAUGCCCUGGCCUCGCGCCGCGACUUCCGUGAAGAGACCAUCUUCACGAUUGACCCGGAGAACACCAAGGCAUUGGAAGAUGCUUUCCAUGUCAAGACGCUGACCGAUGGAAAGAUCGAGAUUGGUGUGCACGUGGCUGACAUCGCUCACUUCGUCAAGGGCAACUCCCUCGUUGAUCGCGAGGCCAAGAAACGCGGUACUGCAGUGUACCUGGUCGAUCGAGUCAUGAACAUGCUGCCUUCUCGAGUCUCUAACGAGCUUUGCUCCCUUGUUCCCGGCGAGGACCGCCUGACUGUCAGCGUUGUGUUCAAGGCAAGCCUUGAGACUGGAGCCAUUGACGAUGACGUUUGGAUCGGAAAGGGUGUCGUCAAGAGCGCCGGCCGUCUCAGCUAUGAAGAGGUUAACGCAGUGAUUAACGGCAAGUCUGAUAAGACCACUGCUGGCAUCACCUCGGACAACAUCCAACUGAUGAACACCAUUGCACACAAGUUCCGUGACGCUAGAUUCGGUAACCGGGCGACCAAUGUUCCUCCUCUGCGUAUCCUGCAGCAGCUUGAUGACGAGAAUGUGCCCGUGGAGUACAACAUUUUCGACUCUACUCCAGCUCACGAGCUCGUGGAAGAGCUGAGCCGCCAGGCUAACUUCUUCGUUGCCCGUAAAAUCUCCAGUGCUAUGCCUGAGAAGGCAUUCCUGCGUCGCCAGCCUUCCCCCAACCCUCGUCGCCUGACGCUGUUUGUGGAAAGAAUGAACCGUCUUGGUUUCGGUAUAGAUGCUUCUAGCAGUGGUACUUUGCAGAGCACACUCUGCAAGGUGGAAGACGUUGACCUCCGCAAGGGAAUGGAAACUUUGCUUGCGAAGGCCAUGCAGCGCGCGAAGUACUUUGUUGGGUCCAGUGUGGCUGAUGAGCAGCGUCUUCACUACACUUUCAACGUGCCCGUUUACACUCACUUCACCAACCCAUCGCGGCGCUACACCGAUAUCAUCGUGCACCGUCAGCUUGAAUCGAUCCUCUCGGACGGUGCUAUCGAAUUCACUGAUGAUAUUGAAUCCUUGACCAAGACUGCCGAUCUUGCCAACAACAAGAAGGAUUCGGCUCACAAUGCGCAGGAACAGAGUGUUCACAUCGAAGCCUGCCGCAACAUGGAUCGCAAGGUGCACGAGAUUGGCGGCGAUCUCAUCAGUGAGGGCAUUGUGCUUUGUGUCUACGAGUCUGCCUUCGAUGUCCUCAUUCCCGAAUACGGCUUCGAGAAGCGUGUUCACUGUGACCAGUUGCCUCUCAAGAAGGCUGAGUACCGCAAAGAUAGCCGCGUGCUUGAGCUCUACUGGGAAAAGGGUGUUCCUUCUUCCGCCUACGUCCCCGAAGAUGAGCGUCCCAAGCCUGGCAACUCUCGUGCUGCCCAGGCGGCCGCUGCUGCCCGUGAGGCUGAGGCUGCCAGAGAGCGUGCUCGUGAGCGUGACGAGGCGAUGCGGAAGCAAACAGAGACCGGUACUAUGUCAGCGGAUGACGUCGAUGCGCUCUUCGACGAUGACGAUGAUGUGGACGAGGUGACUGAAUUAGCUGCAGGCGUGUCUCUGAACUCGGCUGACCGGUCGACUCAGAGCAUGCCCCCUUCGCCGACUCGCAACGGUCACCUCCCGCAGGCCCCCCACCGUACUCGCUCCGACCCGAAGAUUGCUUCGAGCACCAGCGAUGCACCAGAGAGCAAGAUGACCAACAAGGAGAAGUAUUUGAAGCUUUUCAAGCUGAGAGAGGAAGACGGCGACUUCAUCCAGGAUGUCACCGAGAUGUCCCGUGUUCCCAUCAUUCUCAAGACCGACCUGAGCAAGAGCCCACCAUGUCUCACCGUUCGGUCCGUGAACCCUUACGCUCUGUAA